UUAAUCUGAACUAUUUUUGUAAAAAAAACAUCUUUCCCUUUUCUUUAAAAAAAAAAUGGCCUCGUCAAAACAAGAUAUUGAAGUUGUCGUCGCAAUUGACUUUGGCACAGUUUCUUCCGGGUAUGCUUAUGCCAACAAAUCUAAUCCAGGCGAAAUCACUGUAGAAAAUAGAUGGGAUGGUUUUAUAGGUUAUAAAACUCCAACAAUUAUAAAAUAUGAUGAAUCAUAUUCAUCCAUAAUAUCUUGGGGAUUUUCCGCCUUACCUGAAAGACCAAGGAGGAGGGGGAAUGAUAAUCAAACUAAACCCAUAGAAUUAUUUAAACUAUUUCUAUUCAAAGAAAAAUCUUUCUUGCCAGAUAAUUUAGACUAUAAAAGAGUUAUUUCAGAUUAUCUGAGAAAGUUAGGUGAAAUGAUCAAAGGAAAAGUAAAUAAUAUUUGGUCAAGUUUAAAUUUUUAUAGUCAAGUGUUAAUUGUGCUUACGGUACCGGUAGAAUUUGACGAUAACGCAAUUGCAAUAAUGCGGGAUUGCGCUUUUAAUGCAAAUUUAAUUAAAGAGAGAGACAGUAGAUAUCUGUUAUUUAUUACGGAACCUGCUGCAGCUGCGAUACACUGUUUAAAUUCUUCGGAAAAAAAUAAAUUGAAACCUGAAGAUUCAUUUAUAGUCGUGGAUUGCGGUGGUGGCGCUGUGAAUUUGACAAGUCACAAGUUAUUAGAAGAUAAUAAGAUAAGCGAAUUAACGGAAUCUACUAGUGGAAAUUGUGGAUCAAGUCUUAUUGAUAAAAAAUUCGUAGAAUUUCUUGGUCGAAAAUUAGGAAGUUCUACUAUUGAAUCGUUAGAAAAGAAUCAUUAUAAUAUAUUACAAUAUAUAGUGCAAGAGUUCUGUAAAGAAGUAAAAAUCCCUUUUACUGGACAAAAAUCAGAAUUUCAACGGUAUGAAAUAGUUUUAGAAAAUUAUCCAUCAAUUAUUGAAGAAGCGAGAAAACAAGGAUUUUUAAAAGAAUCCGAUUCAGUAUGGGUUGAAUUUAGUGAUGUUAGGGGAAUGUUUGAUCCUUUGAUAAACAAAAUUAUAGACUUGAUAAAGGGACAAUUGGCCCAACAACCAAACAAAAAAAGUUCAGUUAUUAUGUUGGUUGGUGGAUUUAGCGAAUCUAAAUAUUUACAAGAUAGAAUUAUAAAAGAAUUUAAUAAGACUGUGUCGGAUAUUUCUGUACCAUUGCAACCUAUGAUUGCAGCUGUAAAGGGUGGUGUUCAAUAUGGUCUUCGAACGGACAUGAGGGUACAUACCGUCUUGAGACGAACAUAUGGAACAGACGCUAUACGAAAAUCUUUACCAGGUGAUCCGCCAUCACAAAUACUUCCAAAUGGAUAUACAAUCAUAUUUGAUCCACUUGCAGAACGUGGUAAACCAAUAUUAGUAAACGAGAAAGUAGUUAGAGAAUUUAAACCACAUUCAAUGAUGCAACGUAGUAUUAGUUUUGAUUUAUAUGUUACAAAAGCGUUAAAUGCAAAAUUCUGUAACGAUCCUGGAGUUAGUUUAUUACGUCCUUGGGAAAUUGAAUUACCAGAAAAUGAUAAUUAUGAAGAUGUAACAAUUUUAUUCACUUUAACUUUUGGUGCGGUGGAAAUUUUGGCUACCGCUGAAAAUCAAAAAACUGGUGAAAAAUAUCAAGUUAAAGUUAAAUAUGAUUGAAUUUUUUUCAUUUAAUCUUUUAAUGUUAUUUAUUGUCAAUUUUCUUUUCAUGUUAAUCAAAU
This is a messenger RNA of Rhizophagus irregularis DAOM 181602=DAOM 197198, 1752 nucleotides long. RefSeq lists its product as uncharacterized. The record is from RefSeq and is a predicted model, not a curated record. Lineage: Eukaryota; Fungi; Glomeromycota; Glomeromycetes; Glomerales; Glomeraceae.